AUGACUGCAAUAGAUGAUGAUUUUGAAUCGAUCACACGAUGCUUUGAUGCAAAUGCACUACUUCAUUGUCCAAUAUGUAAAAAAGAUUUUAAUGAUCCACGAAUACUGUGUUCAAACGGGCACACUUUUUGCCACCAUUGUAUUGAAGAUUCACUACAAGAUGAUGGUCUAAUCGAAUGUCCGGUAUGCCACGACACAAAACGUUUAGCUAGCGUCCAUGAUGUGUCUCAAUUACCAAAAAAUCAUACUGUACUAACAUUGAAAAAUGCUGAACAUCAUCGUUUAGCUCAAUUGGGAAUAUGCGAAUUAUGUAAUAAAAAGAUGUCCUAUGGUCGAUGUUAUCACUGUAGAAAACUAGCUUGUUUUAAAUGUAUGCAUGAGCAUGAACAAAUAAUUGAGCAUGAACAAGAAAAAGAAUACAAUGAACUAGUACAUUUAAAAGAACACAUUCUUAACAAAAUAGAUCACUUUGAAAAAAGUUUUGAGGAAUCGAAAAAUAACGUGAAACAAUUGGUACAUCAAGAUGCUGAAAAACAAGUGAAAGAGUUGAAAGAACGGGAACAAGCACUCAAUGCACAAAUCGAUGAUUUAUAUCAGAACCAUUCGACAUCGUCACAUCAAAAAUUACAAAAGUUAAAACAUGAAGUAGAAAAAGAUUCUCACGAGUUAGAUAAGAUUGAUCUCAAAAAAUGGAAUUCAACUGAUCGGUACCGCUUAACAAAACAUUGGAAUGAUAUACAACGUCAAUUAGAUGUUCAACAUGUUGAAUUUACAUAUAAACCGUUGGCAACAGUUAAUAACAGAUUGGGCGAAAUACAUUUUAAACAAAAUCAAGACAUGAUAACAACACAAGCACGUACACCGCAUCAAUUAGUCCGAAUUAAUCCUAAUGUUUUUAAUAGCAGAGGUGAAAGUGAUAGAGAUCAACUGUCAAGAGAAACAGCUAGUCUAUUUCUACAUCGUGAAGGACUAAUUAAUAAUGGACCAUCAGAGAAUUCAUCAUUGGUAGCAGGGGGAAAAUGGAAUACAAUGAGUGGUCGUGAAUCAAAAACCAGUACAAUGAAACGAAUGGUUGUGACCGAACGAGGUACACCUGGUUUACAAUUAUUUCCACAUGAUACAGAAGGUGGUUAUCGUGGUCAAGGUUAUUCCGUUAAAUUCAGUACAAAACUGGAUGGUGGUGGUACCGGUGGUGGUUCUCGAAGUCGUUCAAGAAUUGAUGACCAUCUAGUUGAUGUCGAACAAGAAGGAAAUGAAUAUGCGGUUAGAAAAGUAGUUAGAACACAUAAUACUACUAGUCAUGGUACACAUUCAAAUCAUACAGAUCAUUCAACUAAUUUUCAAGACGAUAUUCCAUUGACACCUCGUAUGCCGGUAACACAAAUUAAUUUACAUGAAUACAGUAAAAAAGCGUCACAUGUAAUAAACGGUGUUAACGAAUCAGAUAAAUUUUCAGCACCAAAGGCGAUUGUUGUAACUGAUACGGAUCAACUAAUUAUUGCUGACACAAAAAAACAUCGUCUUAUCGUAUUUGAUUUGAUAAUGAAGUCAGUACGAGUAAUAAAAGGUUUCUUAUUUCCAGAUGGUUUAUGUUUAGCUGGUGAACAAUAUGUUAUCAUAACUGAUAGACAUCGUGUAUCAAAAUAUGACUGGUAUAAUGGAAAAUUAUUGAGUUCCAUUGGAAGUAAGAAAGAAGGUUGUACAAAUACUUCAUUUUCUUGGCCAAAAGGUGUAGCCAUCGAUAAUAAUUCAAUUUUUGUAUGCGAUUCAUAUAAUUCAAGAAUGGUUGCAUUAACUCAUCAAAUGCAUUAUCAAUCGGCAUGGACAGUAAUGAGAGGUUCCAAAAAAUUAGAUCCACAGUAUAUUUCGAUUAGUAAUGGUUUAUUAUAUGUAACCGGUUGGCAACGGAUAAAGCCAGAAUCGUGUGCAUACAAUGCCGGAUGUAUUAUUGUUUAUGACGUCGAUGGUACUCCGCAACGAUACAUCGAUACGGAUGCUCAAUCAUAUUUAAAUUUAAGUGUACCUGAAGGUAUUCUAUGUGAUAGUGCAAGUCAAUUAAUAUUAGCAGAUCGUUAUACAUCAAAAGUAUUAUGUAUGAAUUGUGAGAAUGGACAAGUGAUUAAUUUUCAUGGUGACAAAAUGAAAGCACCACAUUAUGUUUGUUUUACGAAUAAUCAGUCAACAAUGAUUGUCUCGGAUGUUGGAAAUAACACUGUACAAUUUUACGAAAAAAAUAUUUAA
Molecule: messenger RNA, 2241 nt
Organism: Didymodactylos carnosus
Lineage: Eukaryota; Metazoa; Rotifera; Eurotatoria; Philodinida; Philodinidae
Source: the annotation of a GenBank genome assembly